Molecule: messenger RNA, 702 nt
Organism: Dictyostelium discoideum AX4
Lineage: Eukaryota; Evosea; Eumycetozoa; Dictyosteliales; Dictyosteliaceae
Exons: 1
Coding region: 1-702 (233 amino acids)
Source: RefSeq, a predicted model, not a curated record
AUGAAAUUAAAUUACUUAUUAUUAUCAUUUUGUUUAAUAUUAGUAUUAAAACAAAUUAACUAUUCAGUUGGUCAAACUAUCAAUUUUAUUCCAUUAUCACAAGAUGCUAGUGAUUAUUGCACAGAUGUAAAUCAAAUGGAUGGUAACGGUAUUGCAUAUUCAAUUAAAACUGGUUAUUGUUUUACAUUGGAUGGUUACAAUAGUCAUAUGAUUACAGCAGAUAAAGAUAACACAACAUUCACCCAUUACACUUAUGGCGUUGGUAAAGGUGGUAUUGCUCAAUGUGAUAAACCAAUCUCAACACUCGAAUUUGAAGAAUCUUAUUGUGUAUAUUCAUUUGUUUUCAAUUCACUCUACUCUGCCUACACUUCAUCCAUGAAAAUUAAUAUUACUUUCUCUGAUGGUAUGGCACCAUGGUACGAUAUUCCAAAUAAUUACUAUGUCACUGCUUUAUCAGAAUAUUGCAAUAAUCAAGAUAUUUUAUUAUUAGAAUAUACUGCUAGUGGUACAUCUGUUGAUUUGGGUAAUUCUCAAGAGUUAAAUUUAUUCUGUAACAAACAAAUUCCAUUUACUCAAUUAUGUGAAAAUAGUAUUCACUCUUCUGCUGGUUGUAAAGAUCCUGUAGAUACUCAAACAACUUGUUCAAAACAACCACAAAAAAAUCAAUUCAAAUCUAUUUAUUGUAGUGGUGGUGAUAUUUGA